Molecule: messenger RNA, 969 nt
Organism: Arabis nemorensis
Lineage: Eukaryota; Viridiplantae; Streptophyta; Magnoliopsida; Brassicales; Brassicaceae
Source: the annotation of a GenBank genome assembly
AUGCAAUCUGAUUUCACUAACAUAAACGUUGUUCCAAUCGGAAACGAGUUCUUCGAUCUCGUCCUUCCCCGAAACCAUUCUCAAACUCCAAAUCGUCUUCUCCGUAAAGGUUUCGAGGUCAAUCGUCUCCGUCAAUCAUACACUUGUGAGGUGAAGAAAACAGAGCUCAGCUUUCGCGAUAAGCUCUACACGAUCAUCGACGAGUUUCCUCGCAUCGAUGAAAUCAACCCUUUGUACAGUGAUCUCCUUCGCUUGAUUUUCGAUAGAGAUCGAUANAAGCUCGCUCUAGGUCAAGUGAGUACUGCGAAGCAUCUAAUCACCAGAAUGGCUAAUGAUUAUGUAAAGCAAAUCGAGUUUAGUGAAUCGUUGAAACAGUGCAAAACCCUAAAAGUUUGUGGUAUUGGAAGAAUGUUUAGUGUUGUAAACGAAAUCACUCCUAGUUUAGCUUACCUGGAGCAACUCAGGCAACACAUGGUGAAGCUUCCUUCGAUUGAUCCGAAUUCUCCAACUCUCUUGAUAUCUGGGUACCCUAAUGUGGACAAGACUUGUUUUAUGAACAGAAUCAAUACCGAAGCUGGUCAUGUUGUUGAUGAUUUUGUAGGAAAGUAUGUGAAUUUUGUUGUUGGUCAUACUGAUUACAAGGAUUUGAUGUACCAAGUGAUUGAUGCACCUGGUGUUUUGGAUAGGUCUUUGUCUGGAGACUAUAAUGCUAUUAUCACUGCAUUGUCUCGUCAUCUUCAAGCUUCACUUGUUGUGUUCUUUUUGGAUGUUUCUUGUUCUUGUGGUUACAGUAUUGCGUAUCAAGCUGCUCUUUUGUACAGCUUGAAGUCUCUGUUUGUGAACAAACCGUUGUUGAUUGUCUGCGAUGAGACUGAUUUGAUGGAAAUAUCUGAACAAGAUUCGAAGCUGAUUGAAGAGAUGAAUGAAUGCUGCGUGCGAGAGGCUAUUAGAUCAGAUAGAAAGACUUAG